AUGCCCCACCUCAUCUACUUCUGGGUUAGUCUGGUAGCACUCUGUGUUGCGCCGUUCUUAUUCAAUCCACACCAGUUUGCAUUCUCCGACUUCAUCAUUGACUACCGUGAAUUCCUACGCUGGAUGGGUCGUGGCAACAGUCGCAGUCAUGCUAACUCUUGGAUCGGGUACUGCCGGCUUAGCCGCACCCGUAUCACAGGUUACAAAAAGAAGCGUUUGGGUCAUCCUAGUGAAAAGCUAGUUGCUGAUCUUCCGCGUGCAAGCUUGAGGACCAUUAUUUUUCAUGAAAUCUUGGCUCCCAUCAUGUUGGCCGUCAUUUUUGCCGUGGCAUAUGCCUAUGUGAAGAGUUUCCCUGCUCCGGGACUCACAUUUGAAGAUGAUCAAUUCCAGGGUGGUAUUUCUCGUCUUGCUAUCAUUGUCUUGGUGCCAAUUGCAUGGAAUGCUGUGGUUCUCUUGACACUCUUCUUUGUUUCUCUUUUCUUCGGUCCAUCGCUACACAACUGCUGUGCGAAGUUUGGCAGUGUGAUAGCUGGUGUUGCACACGCUCUGGCUGUUGCCGGUCUGAUUGCCACGCUAGAGUUCUUCUGGUAUAUUGAAUACUGGAACACGGCUAAUACGGUACUUGGGAUCAUUGCGAUGAUUGCUAUCCAGCGAGCCAUUUUCAAGGUCCUUACGUCUGUUGUCAUUUCACGUGAAUUCAAGCAUGAUGAGACAAACCGUGCAUGGUGGACGGGUCGUUGGUAUGGGCGUGGUCUUGGUGGUCAUGCGUUUAGCCAACCGUUGCGAGAAUUUAUCGUGAAGAUUAUUGAGAUGAGCAUGUUUACGGCCGACUUCAUUACAGCCCAUUUGCUGAUGUUCGCUCUUUCUAUUCCUCUUGUUGUGCCGUUCAUUGACAUGAUUCACUCAAUUUCUCUGUUUUGGCUCCGCCCAUCGAAGCAGAUCCAUGCACCUAUCUAUUCCCUUCGCCAGCGUGCACAGCGUCGCUCGAUUGUUCUUCGAUAUUCGAUGGUGUUCUUGUUCGCUUGGAUUGUAUUCCUUGCUUUGAUCCUCGUGCCUGUCAUUGUUCAGGCAACAGCUUACAGCAAUGGGGACAAGAAGGAUUUGUGCCACUUCUGUCGCACGUUGUAA
This is a messenger RNA of Malassezia globosa CBS 7966, 1128 nucleotides long. RefSeq lists its product as uncharacterized. The transcript has a single exon. Gene Ontology annotation, biological process: (1->3)-beta-D-glucan biosynthetic process; fungal-type cell wall polysaccharide biosynthetic process. Gene Ontology annotation, molecular function: 1,3-beta-D-glucan synthase activity. Gene Ontology annotation, cellular component: 1,3-beta-D-glucan synthase complex; plasma membrane. Lineage: Eukaryota; Fungi; Basidiomycota; Malasseziomycetes; Malasseziales; Malasseziaceae. The record is from RefSeq and is a predicted model, not a curated record. Bases 1 to 1128 code for a protein of 375 amino acids.